UGGGUCAGAUCGGCUCGUGGAGUAAGCAGUCAAGAGAGACUUGGACUAGAGUUAGCCACACGGUCCCCACGCGAAGGACACGAGAGCUGUACACUGCCAACCCUUCCUCUUCUUCCUGUGCCACAGUUUGAGGCUGUCCUUUGCAUCCAUCACGGCAGAAGUACUGUCAGCGAGAUGGAAACUGCAACCAUCACUACCACGCAGACUGCAUUCACCUUUGGACUUAGUGAAAGACGCGCCAGCAUCAGUCUGCAUGCCCCGGCUCAGGACUGCUCAGUGUCCGCUGUGCACCCAAACACCAACGCUGCCGGGUACCAAAGCAAAACCAAGGUGCUGAAGAGACAGCGCUCCAGCUCGCCGGAGCUCCUGCGCUGCAAGCGUCGUCUGAGCUUCAAUGGCCUCGGCUAUUCCAUCCCUCAGCAGCAGCCCGUGGCCGUGGCCAGGCGGAACGAAAGAGAGAGGAACCGGGUCAAACAGGUCAACAUGGGCUUCCAGACGCUGCGUCAGCAUGUGCCAAACGGCGCCGCCAACAAGAAGAUGAGCAAAGUGGAGACACUGAGGUCUGCGGUGGAGUACAUCAGGGCUUUACAGCAACUUCUCGACGAACAUGACGCAGUGUCGGCUGCUUUCCAGUGUGGACUGCCAUCACCGACACUCUCCAACAGCUACUCUGCUGACCCGGAGUCACCUCACUCCACCUACUCAUCAGAUGAAGGCGGCUAUGAGCCUUUGAGCUCCGAGGAACAGGAGUUAUUGGACUUCACAACUUGGUUUGACAGGUACUGAGGCUGCCAGUAAAUAAAUCGCACUUGUGCGCAUCAAAGUGUCUGGCUUCUUCCAGAAAUGCCGACAAAGACUCGAUAAAGGCAUCAGAUCUGUCUUGCCCUUUGUGCUUCCAAGUGAUCUGUUGCCUCCCUCACCCGGGCUGCUUCUGCAGGAGCAAAGCAAUAGUGACAAACAGGGAGAAUGUGUAUGUGUGAGAGAGGGAGCAUCUUGUUGCAUAGAGCGUAGUCCUCACAGGAAGGAGGGAAUUGGACUCAUUGACACGUUGACGCGUGGAAGUAAAAUACAAACAAACAAACAAAAAACAAAAGAAAACAAAAAACUGUUUGAAUAAGUGCAAUUAAUAUGUGACACAGCAGGCUCUGCGGGGACGGUGCUGUCCAUAGGAUCUGUUGAUUAGCAGUUCAUCAGACCCGGGCUGCCUUCCUCUGCUGCCACGUCUGUUGAAGAUGUAUAACUUAAAAGAUGCGUCAACAGACUUUUUUCGAGAUGUACAUGUCCUCUCCUUUCAUAACAAAGCUGUAUCAUACAACAAACUGUUUUAACACGAAGACAUAUUUUUGUACAUAGAAUCAAACAGUGUUGUAGAUGAACGUUCACUGCCACUUUUCUGACAGUGUUUUGACAGCCAGCUGUCAGCGAGGCGGUGAGCUGGCAUGUAUGAGUUGUGUGACUGGGCAGCAAUAUCAAGGCUACUGCCUGUGACAGACUGUAGUUUUUUGGGUUUUUUUUAAAUAGUUGUCAAGGAGACAUUUAUUAAUGUAUGCACUUCUUCUCAGUUUCCCGUAGCCUAAAAU
Archocentrus centrarchus (flier cichlid) is the source of this 1580-nucleotide messenger RNA. It is a transcript of the gene ascl1b, whose product is annotated as achaete-scute family bHLH transcription factor 1b. The transcript has a single exon. Gene Ontology annotation, biological process: neuron differentiation; positive regulation of transcription by RNA polymerase II; regulation of neurogenesis. Gene Ontology annotation, cellular component: RNA polymerase II transcription regulator complex. The record is from RefSeq and is a predicted model, not a curated record. Bases 175 to 786 code for a protein of 203 amino acids. Lineage: Eukaryota; Metazoa; Chordata; Actinopteri; Cichliformes; Cichlidae. Gene Ontology annotation, molecular function: RNA polymerase II transcription regulatory region sequence-specific DNA binding; DNA-binding transcription factor activity, RNA polymerase II-specific; protein dimerization activity.